Cylicocyclus nassatus is the source of this 669-nucleotide messenger RNA. Lineage: Eukaryota; Metazoa; Nematoda; Chromadorea; Rhabditida; Strongylidae. The record is from the annotation of a GenBank genome assembly.
AUGAAGCCACAUCUAUUUCGCUAUCAGGGUGCCAAUCUGGAAACUACACGUACCCCGUGCCGAUUUUGGACCGCACUUUUGACGGAGCAUUUCCGACCCAUUAAUCGGGGUGUUCAUUUCCGACAACGGUGGAUUCUGAAAAAUGAUACGAUGCCUUCAAAAUACAAGGAUGAUAAUCAGACUGCCACCUACAUGCCAACACUGCGAUACCACAAUACUUCUCAUGUGGGACCUGUUGGCCAUACUGCUAAGUGCAUAGUGGAUCCGCUGAAAGUAAAAUAUCCAAAUUUGAUUCGGUGCUAUGAUGAAUUCCACUUCCCUGACAAGUUCCAUAACAAUUAUACACUCUAUCGAUUGGAGCCAAAAUUUGGGGUGGUCAGGCAUUAUCGUGACGUCCACCUUGGUUCUUGGGGUCAAAUAUGGCUCAAAGAAGUGGAAGACAUGGGAAACUUUUUGAUGACGGAUUGCCCAGCAAGAUGGAAAGAUACUCUAUGUGAAAAUGUACAGAAGCGAUUGCAUUAUAUUUAUGGUGAUAAACGAUAGCAUAUGUCUUCGCAAACCCGCCAGAAUUCUAAGAUGCACCUGAGAUGUUGUUACUGUUUAUGAACUCCUUAUUGAUGAUAUGUGGUUUUGACUCGUGCAUUUUGGAGGUUGAUACGUUUUUUACAG